GCUGUGGGAGGGACUAAAAUUCAUAUUAAAGUUUUGGCACGAGAGGGAGAAUUGUCAGAGUAGAAGGUUUCCUCUGAGGUUUUGCUUUUUGUAUUUUUUUUCAAUUUAGAAUGAUAAGUACUUAUGUGCAGAUCCUUCUAAUAAUUCUAUUUUGGAGUACUGAUUGUCAGAUUAUUCCCAGGAUUGAAGAAUGUGGACUUUCAUGUUCUCAGGGGAUUCACUGUAAAAGCAAACCUUCUGGUGGCAUUUUUAACAGCUUCUGCCAUGAUGCUCCUGCAUCUUUAUCUUCUAUGGUACUGAAAAGCAUGAAGAUCUCAACAGUGAUGAAAUGUGUCCAAGGAAGCCCAUGCUCUCUUCAUUUAAACAUUAAAGGAACACUGAGUCUGGAUGAGAAUGUCCGUGGGCUGGAAAUAUGUUCUUUUUCACUGGACACACAGCAAUCUCAAUGCAUAAAUGUGAGAUUCACUAGGAAAAAAAGCAAGAUGCUUAAUGGAAAGAAGGUACAGGUACAAUUCAAUUGCAUUGAAGUCAAUGUAGCACAACACAUCUAUGUGACCAUGAAAACUGUACCACAUUACUGUGAAGUCAAGCUGAGUCAGCAAUACUAUGUUGAAGACUGCAGAAACAGUGAUGUGGGAAAAUAUAUUCCAGCUUGUUCAGCUGGAAAAUUAGAUUAUAAUUUAGACAGGGCAAGGAAAAUUGUAACAGUGAAUGUAUCCAACUUUCCCCGAGAUCAAGAUUAUUACGUUCGCCUGUGCCACAAAUGGUUCACCUGUGAAGAUGUUGGGGCACUUGCUGUGAUAAAAGGAAAGGAAUCUUUUAAAUCAGUUUCUCUGAAAUAUUCUCAGCUACUCCCUUGUCUUUGCAUUGAGGGUUGGCUGGCACUUCCAGAUGCAAGGAGGAUACAACUUUGCCCCUUUGAAAAUGAUACACAGGUGCUUUGGGACAAUAUUGUUUAUAACCCAUCAACACAAACCCUUGCCUGGGAGCCAGCCUGUCCUGUCCUUGUCAUGGUUAACCUAUGCAGGUUUACCAAGUCGAAUGACCAUUGUGAAGAUAUAGAAAAAUCUUUCAAAAAUUCUUCUGAGAAACAGGUUAAAUAUUCUCGUGUGGACACUCACCCAAGACUUUGCAUGAAGUUUACAACCAAACGAGGAUCUUGGAUUAAAUGUCCAUUUGCUCAUGGAGAAUUUCCAGCCUGGAAAAUGAGGACUGCUGCAGUUGCAGAACAGAUACAAGUUUUCUUCACAUCCCAAAGCAAGGCACAGUUCUCAGUGCUUGUGUGUAACAGGACGCAGAUGGCUUCGUGUGAAUCUCUUGGGAUGCACCAUUCAGUCUCUGUGGGAGAUUCUGUUUCAAUCACUAUGUCACAGGAAAUGUGUGGGUCAACAAUUUGCAUUCAGGGCUGGAGAACAGAUGUAGAUUAUUCAGUCCCACUGCAGAUCUGCGAUACCUACUGUGGUUUUCAUGGUCAGUCAUACAGUGAUGGAAACCCACCAAAAGCCUUGACACACAGGAUGAAGAGUGUGGAGUCCUUGCAUUGAAUUUAACAACAUUUUUUCAAGGUCCUCAGUAUCUUCUCAACAUUGUAUUUUGGUGCAACUUACAAAUCUGGUCUAACUGGUCAUCUCUCAUGACAGUAGUUUCCAAUUACUGUGAGAUUAUUCUCAUGAGGGAAGAAUUUAGCAAGUUGAGCCUACUCUAAUAUGACAAAUUCAGAUUAGAAUUCUUUAUUUCCCAGUAUUUAAAAAAAGGGUCUUAGAUCACCUAGAAAAUCAGGUCCACAUUUCCCACCUAAAGUUGUAUUUUAUACAAAACAUGCUAUAAGUGAAUACUUUCAUGGUACUUUGUGUACCUAUAGAACAAGUAUUUCAGAUCUUCUUGUUGGUAGCUUUCAUCUUUAAACCAUAAGCAAAAGUUUCUGAGAAAUUAAUAAUGGAGGAAGUUUUCUCAGCUUUGAUACAUUAUUCUUCUUUGCAAUUUCCUGUCUUGAUUUUCUCAUGCCAUUAUGAUGAUCUCACCAUGACAGACCAUGUUCUUUAAGUAUAUCUCACAACUGUGCUUGCAUUUGUGUUUGCCUUGGAGGCAAUUUUCCUGUUUGUCUGAGGUGGUACAUGUCUUUGGUUUGAUUGCUAUUUAAAACUGUCUUGUGGAAAUCUGGUCUAGAAGGAAACAGUUUAAUGGAAAUAAUGGAAAUAUUUUUCCCCAUUAUAUCAGUAUUUAUACUCAAUUGUUCAGGAUAAUAUUACACACUGUACUGAUUAACAAAUAUUUGGCCUUUAUUUCACUGAAUAGUCCUGUCAAACAUGCUUCCUGUUGUGUAACAUUGGAAUAAAGUAAAAUGAAAGAUGAUUAAUAGCAUAUCCUGAAACCAUGUGGAAUUGAUCAUGUGAAAUCAUGGAAUAUGGGUGAGGAGUAAGGGAACAAGGAGCUGAUCAAUAAAAAAAUAUUUUCCAUUUGAA
This is a messenger RNA of Serinus canaria (Common canary), 2462 nucleotides long. It is a transcript of the gene IL17REL, whose product is annotated as interleukin 17 receptor E like. The transcript is spliced from 17 exons. NCBI's taxonomy places the organism in Eukaryota, Metazoa, Chordata, Aves, Passeriformes, Fringillidae. The record is from RefSeq and is a predicted model, not a curated record. Gene Ontology annotation, molecular function: interleukin-17 receptor activity. Bases 111 to 1544 code for a protein of 477 amino acids.